CGCAUGUCAUCAACAACCGCUUUUGUUUUUUCGUCAAGACACGCAGAGGUGGUGAGGUAAUUUCAAAUCCUUUUAAAACACCCGCGUGCACGUUUUGGGACUUCUCAAACGGUUCGUUCCAGCCGAACGCAACAUGGGUUGGAAGUAAACGCGGCGCUGGAGAAAGUGGCGUUUGUGGGUCGUCUGUCCAUGUUACAGGCACCGGGAAGAAGAAAAGGAAGAAUCUCUGCCAAGAUGCUGCGAUCAAACUGGGCCGUAACCCAGCUUAGUCACUCUAUUCGGAAAAGGGAUAGUGUCAGUACUUCCUACUGUAGUGUUUCUGCUUGACCGACGUCAAGUUGCGGGAACAGCUCGACAGACAAAUAGUGAAAGUGUGAACGUCCGAAGCGAGUUAGCCACAUAGCUACACAGCUACUCCUGCGGGAAGACAUUUAAAAUGGCGGAAGCUUGGCCCCUUCCCUCGGCCUUGGUCUUCGUGUUUCUAGGUGCGAGUGCCUGGGGCCUCGAGACCUGUCCAGCUCCUUGCUCGUGCUCCACGGGACCGGACGAGCUCCCUGUUUUGGAUUGCAACAGGAGACGGCUCUCUAUGGCUCCAUUGGAGCCACCGUUGGGGAUAACCCAAGUUUUAAUGAACUACAAUGAACUGACAGUCCUCCCCUUCCUUGGAGGAGCCUCUGCCAACAUCACAUCACUGUCACUAAUACACAACCGCAUCUCUGAGCUCUUGAUGCAUCAGCUGCUGCCGUAUGAGUCACUGGAGUCGCUGGAUCUGACAUCUAACUCCCUUUCUGAGAUCAGAGUGGGAAUCUUCCCAUCCUUGCAGCUAAAAUAUCUGAAUUUGAGUAAUAACAAGAUCAGCGUCCUGGAGCCGGGCUGCUUCGACAAUAUCUCCAGCUCUUUGCUGGUGUUGAAACUUAACAGAAACAGAUUGACUGUGCUUCCAUCUAAAGUCUUCAAACUUUCCAGUCUGCAGUUUCUUGAAAUGAAGCGUAACAAGAUCAGGAUCGUGGACAGCCUGACGUUCAAAGGGAUGGAAGCGUUGCAGUCACUAAAGUUGCAAAGAAAUGGCAUCACCAAACUCAUGGAUGGCGCCUUUUUUGGGCUCAUUAACAUGGAAGAACUAGAGCUUGAGCAAAACAACCUAACGGAGGUGAACAAAGGUUGGUUAUACGGCCUGCGCAUGCUCCGUAUCCUGCGAGUGAGCCAGAACGCUGUGGGCAUCAUCCGACCAGAUGCCUGGGAGUUUUGCCAAAAGCUGGAGGAGCUAGACCUUUCCUUUAAUCACCUGACCAGACUGGAGGACACUGCUUUUGUGGGAUUAGGUCUUCUAGAGAGCUUGAACCUUAGCGAGAACGCCAUCAGCCACGUGGGGGAGAGGGUGUUCAGUAGUUUGGCCAAUCUGCGCACACUGGACAUCCACAAUAAUGAAAUUUCUUGGGCCAUCGAAGACUCCAUCUGCGUGUUUGAUGGAAUGAAGAAGCUGAACACAUUAAUAUUACAACAGAACAAAAUCAAGUCAAUCACUAAGAAAGCCUUUGAGGGUCUGGAUGAGCUGGAGCAUCUGGAUCUCGGGAGGAAUGACAUCAUGUCAAUCCAUCCUGAGGCAUUACUGCAUACAAAGCUCAAAGUGUUCAUCCUCAACACAAGCAGCCUGCUGUGCGACUGUCACAUGCAGUGGCUCGGACCCUGGCUCACCAGCAGCCACUUCCUUCAUUCCGUCUGUGCCGUUUGCGCCCACCCUGCCGGCUUGCUUGGUCAUGAUGUCCUUUCAGUCAGCCCCGAAGAUUUUGUCUGUGAUGACUUCCCCAAGCCUCGGAUCACCACUCAUCCCGUGACAUCGGUGGUCCUGCGCGGCAACAACGUGACCCUGAGCUGCGUGGCGUUGAGCAGCAGCGACUCUCCAAUGAGCACAGCAUGGCGGAAGGACGGCGAGGUGCUUUACGGUGCCGAGGUCCAGAACUACGCCCGGUACCAGGAAGGCGAGCUGAUCUACACCACAGUGUUGCACCUCCUCAAUGUCAACUUCACCGAUGAGGGAUGUUACCAGUGCGUGGUGUCCAACCACUUUGGCGCCAACUACUCCAACAGGGCCAGGCUCACCGUUAACGAGCUGCCAUCCUUCCUCAAGACCCCUAUGGAUCUGACCAUCCGCACUGGGACGAUGGCCAGACUGGAGUGUGCCGCCGAGGGCCACCCUUCGCCGCAGAUCGCUUGGCAAAAGGACGGCGGCACCGACUUCCCCGCUGCCCGUGAGCGCAGGAUGCAUGUGAUGCCGGAUGACGACAUCUUCUUCAUCGCCAAUGUGAAGACGGAGGACAUGGGGGUCUACAGCUGUACUGCGCAGAACAUGGCGGGCAGCUUGUCUGCCAAUGCCACUCUCACUGUCCUGGAAACUCCUUCAUUUAUGAGGCCCUUGGAGGAUAGAACCGUGGCCAGAGGUGAAACGGCUGUGCUUCAGUGCAUAACUGGAGGCAGCCCCGCCCCACGUUUAAACUGGACCAAAGACGAUGGUCCCCUGGUGCUGACGGAGCGCCACUUCUUUGCCGCUGCCAAUCAGCUCCUAAUCAUAGUCGACGCAGGCCCCAGUGAUGCCGGCAAGUACACUUGCAUCAUGUCCAACACGCUGGGAACUGAGCGUGGCCACAUCUACCUGGCCGUCUCGCCAUCGCCCAACUGUGACACCGGUGCUGGGUACAACGAGGACGGCUGGACCACCGUGGGUAUCGUGGUGAUCGUGGUGGUAUGCUGCGUGGUUGGGACCUCACUGGUGUGGGUCAUUGUCAUCUAUCACAUGCGCAGGAAAAGUGAAGACUACAGCAUCACCAACACGGAUGACAUGAAUUUACCACCAGACAUUCCCAGCUACCUCUCUUCUCAGGGGACUUUGUCAGAACCUCCGGAAGGCUACAGCAACUCUGAGGCCGGCAGCCAUCAGCAGCUCAUGCCUACUUUCUCAAAUGGAUACAUACACAAGGGCACAGACAGUGUGUGCUACGGAGACGCAGGCAGCGAGGUGGAAACUGACGGCAACGGGCGGCUUCACUGCCGGGUGGGUUCUCUGUUCACGGGCCGUAGCAGCUUCCAGCCUGGUGAGGCUUGUGACGGACCAGCUGGAGGCCCCUCAGGUGCGGCAGGCCCGCUGGUCAUUUGCUCUGACUGCUAUGACAACGCCAACAUCUACGCUCGCACGCGGGACUACUGCCCCUACGCCUACCUGGGCGAAGAUAACAGCAUGGACACAGAUCUGCCGGGCUUCAAGGAGAGUUUCGGUGCGCGCGCUCGGCAAGAGGACAUCUCUGUGGACCGCCUCCUUGGCAAACAAGACUCUGAGAGAACCGGCAGCCAGACGUCAUUUGAAGAGUGUGCAAGUGACGUCCUCAGCAACCCUGUGUGGGGCGAAAGACAAAACUGGAAGCCCCCCGCGAGCAGGACAGUUCCUCAACCGGAGGAUGCGGGGGCGAGCACGCCCAACCACAGACUAGCCCUGAAAAGGACUCACCCUCAGGACCGUCCGGCACCCACAUAGGACCACCCCUUCCAUGUACACCCGCCCAACCUCACUCCUGCACCCACUACCUCCUUAAACACUCUGCCAAAGAUUCCCUCUGAGAGUGUUUGUGCAUCGCUCGCCUCUCAAUGAACAAAGGUGACCUCUGGCCAUCACUUGUGCUGAACGCCGUUAAUGUAAGAUUUGGAGGGACAUUUUUAUGUACACUGUGAAGGGAGCCAUCCUUGAGAUAUCACCAAGUCGCCAGAGGUCACCAAGUGAAGACUGCGUAGAGACCGUGAUGCCGCAAUGUGCCGUGUUAUUACCAUUGCAUAUGAAUAUAACCUCAACUUUCCACGGUCAUCCAGCCUUCCUUUUCAAGCAGUUUACAGAGUGGCAGUGCCUUUAUUUUAUGUGACAAUCAUGUUUUUCUUCUUUUAUUAGUGUCACCUCUAUUUGAGGCGACACGCGCACUGAUCCGUCUCCCCUUCACCGCUCACAAGCACUUAAUUUAACAGUAAUCUUUCAUUAUUACUGAACCCACAAUCCUUCUGCAGAGAAAAGGUUGGCACUGUGAACAAAAAGUGUAGAAUGUAUUUUAUACAAUUCUGUACAGGCUAGUAAUCUGUUAUAUUUUAUGCUUUGUCUGUACCCUCAACCCCCUUUCAAAAAAACAGUUCGCAACUUAUUUUACCCAGGAAGUUUCUUGUGAGAUAUACAGUGGAACCCCAAACGUUCAAAGAGCUUUUGGCAGUACAGGCAACCUUUUAAGUGACAUUCCUGUCAUAUGCAUGUAAGGAGAAACGUUUCGCUCUAUAUCAGGCCAUCCUUUUUCUUUCAGUUAGUCCUCACUAGGGUCACAAUUGAGCUGGAGCCGUGAGUCGAACAAGCACCUUGAGAGGCAGACUGGAUAACCCCUCCCAAUAAGUUGAAUUUGUGCCAGGCGCAAAACCCUUCUCAUGAACCGGAUGGGUAAUGUUUCAAGUGUCAUCCCUAUCUGUUAUACAAGUGUAAAGAGAAGAUGAGCAGGAGCCACUUAAGAAAAAGAAAGUAAAAUUACUCGCCUGCAAUGGAGAAGGGAAUAGGGUGUUUUACAAAGCCAUAUGUCCCCCAGCAUACAAAAAGACUCGUGAGUAAGCUCGACAACUUUUCCUGGUUGCAACAAAAUCCACAAACAAGCCAAAGAAAAUGCAAUGUAAUCACAGCUUCUGUUUGAGUGUGUAUCGUCAAAUUCUUCAACAUAACUACGCACACAAUGUUUUCAAGUAUCAUUCUGAUAUUUCUCCCCCGUCUUACAAGUCGUUAGCCCAACCGCAUAGUUCCCAAAGUCCUGUUUGACUGUUUUUCGGAUGUUAUUUUGAAUUCAUGUUGUGGCAGCAAGUUAAAAAUGACUACUCAUUUUGCUCAUUAGGCUAAAGAUAUUAGUAAAAAGCCAACAAAACAUGCUUGCUCACAAUGUGUUAUCCAUCCAUCCAUUUUCCGAACCGCUUGAUCCUCACUAGGGUCGCGGGGGGUGCUGGACCCUAUCCCAUCUAUCUUCGGGCAGUAGGCGGGGGACACCCUGAAUCGGUUGCCAGCCAAUCGCAGGGCACACAGAGACGAACAACCAUGCGUGCUGACACUCACACCUAGGGACAAUUUAGAGCGCCCAAUUAGCCUGCCAUGCAUGUUUUUUGGAAUGUCGGAGGAAACCGGAGCACCCAGAGAAAACCCACGCAGGCCCGGGGAGAACAUGCAAACUCCACACAGGGAGGCCGGAGCUGGAAUCGAACCCAAUACCUCUGCACUGUGAUACCGACGUGCUAACCACUGGACUACCGGGCCGCCACAAUGUGUUAUUGAUUUCUGAAAACAUUCAAAUGAGGCUAACAAAGUGUGAAAUGAAAUUAAUCACUGCUGAGACUGCCCUUUGAAAAAUAUUCUUCAAACUCGCAUGUACAACGUUGGGGUUCCUUCGACUUUGGGGAGGACUGGCUGUACUUUAUCUCACUAUUAUGUCAAAUGCAGCAUACGUAACUGAAACAAUGUCAUCCUCUGUCACCUUUUUUUGCACUUGGAAUUUGUUGCUCCGCUGGGGACAUUGCACACGUUACUCAUUUUGUUGUUUUACCACAAAACGGUACCGUCCUUUAAAAUGGGGACCCUCUCAAGUCUCACAGUGGUAGGUUGAGUGUCUCCUCCCCCUUCCAUCACUUGUUUAUGUAAGCAGUCAAACCUCAGAAGCCUUAUGUGCAUUUACAAUUUAUUUUUUUUACUAUUAUGUUUACUUGUUAAUUCUUAGUUCACAUUCCAGAUGUACAUUUGUUUUUUUUUGUUGUUCUACAUGGACCUAUCUCUGUUCACUUUGGAUGUUUUCAAAAGUUGAUAUCGUCGCAUGACGUUAUUGUUGGCAUUUCACUGUCAUUUCGUUUCGUUUUCCUCAAUACCAAAGCUUACAACUAAAGUUAAAUUAAAGAAACGUCUGCAGUGUGUGUGCGCGCACGUUCGUGUGCUUGAGAGCGAGACACACACACGUUUAUUUCUAGUUCUAUUUUGAGACCGUGUACAUUGUGCAAAGCAUGUUUAAUCAAACAUGAAAAGUUUUUGUUACAUAGCUAUUAUAAGACAAUAAACAUUGUGUUCGACA
Hippocampus zosterae (dwarf seahorse) is the source of this 6113-nucleotide messenger RNA. RefSeq names its product leucine-rich repeats and immunoglobulin-like domains 2 (gene lrig2). Lineage: Eukaryota; Metazoa; Chordata; Actinopteri; Syngnathiformes; Syngnathidae. The coding region runs from base 437 to 3526 and encodes 1029 amino acids. Gene Ontology annotation, molecular function: protein binding. The transcript has 18 exons. The record is from RefSeq and is a predicted model, not a curated record.